AUGUUCCUCUUUUAUCUUUCCAGAACCCCAGCUGUGUUUGAUGAAUGUGACAUUGACAAAGCGGCCCGCGAUCUGUUGCUGCAGGAUAUCCGUCAUCGUCUCAUGCCGCAGGCGGUAAAACUCAGAGCUGACUUUGAGGUCUCCUGUUUCGCCUACGAGGGCAUCGAAGCUGUUCGCAGGGCUCUUCGUCGUGGCCUCGAGUUCAGCACAGAUGAACUCCCCAUCAAGCCUCGGAUAGUUUCGGAUACUGACGAGUCGGAACUUCGGCGCCACAUGGAGGAGCUCGAGGAUGCCAACAAAGAGGUCUCCGGUGACGAUGAUGACGAUGAAGAAGACGCCGGUAACUCGGAGGAGGAUGAAGAAGCCGAUGAGAGUGACGAUGAGGAAAAGUAA
Dibothriocephalus latus is the source of this 393-nucleotide messenger RNA. The record is from the annotation of a GenBank genome assembly. NCBI's taxonomy places the organism in Eukaryota, Metazoa, Platyhelminthes, Cestoda, Diphyllobothriidea, Diphyllobothriidae.